Molecule: messenger RNA, 438 nt
Organism: Abrus precatorius (Indian licorice)
Lineage: Eukaryota; Viridiplantae; Streptophyta; Magnoliopsida; Fabales; Fabaceae
Product: heavy metal-associated isoprenylated plant protein 21-like
Exons: 3
Coding region: 1-438 (145 amino acids)
Molecular function (GO): metal ion binding
Source: RefSeq, a predicted model, not a curated record
AUGGGGGCACUUGAUUACCUCAUCUCCAACUUUUGCACAGUUCCACGCACAAAGACCAAAGCAAUGCAGACAGUUGAGAUCAAAGUCAAAAUGGACUGCGAUGGCUGUGAACGAAAAGUCAGAAAUGCAGUGGCUACAAUUAAAGGAGUAAAAACCGUGGAGAUAAACCGAAAGCAAAGCAGGGUGACAGUGAAUGGUUGCGUUGAUCCAAACAAGGUGUUGAAGAGGGUAAGAAGAACUGGGAAGAAAAGAGCUGAAUUUUGGCCUUACGUUCCACAAUAUGUGGUGGCUAAUCCUCAUGCUUCAGGAGUCUAUGAUAAAAAGGCACCAGCGGGUUAUGUUAAAAACGUGCAAACAUUUCCAGCAUCGAGUGAAACUGAAGAGAAAUUCAUGUCUUUUUUCAGUGAAGAUAACGUAAAUGCAUGCUCCAUCAUGUGA